AUCACCAGCGGGGAUCUAUUGACUAAUUAAUGGUCGUUUCAAUUUGGAGAGAAUGGUGACCCCGUCUGGGCUGCUCUCUCCCUGGCUGGUUCUACUAACGCUAACGCUAGCCACCGCCAUGGGCUGCAUUCAGAGCAUCGCCUGCAAAGCGCGAGUUCAUCGGGAGAACAUCGUGGUGUACGACGUCUCCGCCACCAUCGACCAGCUGCCGACGGUAAUUGAGGAAGACUCGCCCAUUGUGCUGCGCUACAAGACGCCGUAUUUCAAGGCUUCGGCCCGCCUGGUGAUGCCGCCCGUUCCGCGCAAUGAGACUUGGGUAGUGGGCUGGAUACAGGCUUGCACGCAGAUGGAGUUUUACAACACUUACAGCGACAUCGGCAUGUCAAGCUGGGAAUUGCCAGAGCUGCGUGAGGGUCGCGUGAAGGCCAUCAGCGACUCGGACGGCGUGAGCUACCCCUGGUACGGCGACACCACGGAGACAGUGACCCUGUCCGGCCCCACCUCCAAGCCGUCCAGCUUCACCGUCAGCAUGAACGACAACUUCUACCCCAGCGUGACGUGGGCAGUGCCCGUGAGUGACAGCAGCACUCCCCUCCUCACCCGCGUCGAGCGCGACCAGAGCUUCACCACCUGGCUGGUGGCACUCAACGCCGUCACCAAGGAGACCAUCCUGCUGCAGACCAUAAAGUGGCGCAUGCGGGUGGACAUCUCCAUCGACCCCGCCAAGCCCCUGGGGUCCCGCGCCACGCUGGCCGGCCGGCCCCGCCAGGAGCAGCCGCGCAUCCUGACCCACAUGGAGCCCAUACCCCCCAACGCCCUGGGCCGCCCCAACGCCAACGACGCACAGGUGCUCAUGUGGAGGCCCAAGAGAGGAGCGCCCCUAGUGGUCAUCCCACCAAAGUAA
Molecule: messenger RNA, 904 nt
Organism: Megalops cyprinoides (Indo-Pacific tarpon)
Lineage: Eukaryota; Metazoa; Chordata; Actinopteri; Elopiformes; Megalopidae
Product: protein FAM78B-like
Exons: 2
Coding region: 53-904 (283 amino acids)
Source: RefSeq, a predicted model, not a curated record